UUACUGAAAGGUGAUUUGUAAGCUUGAUUUCCAAUUGUAGAAAUUCAAACUCAGUUGACAAUUCUAUUAUAGAAUGUGAGUAUUUCUUGUGAACAUAAACUGCAACACCACCUCCAAUCAGUACGGUUUCUGCUUCUCUAUUUUAGAAUACUUAAAUAUUUUAAUUCCAUUGAAUCAACACAAACAGAAGAUAGAGGACGUGACAUAACUUGGGUAAUAAAUGAGCUGUAUAUCCUUAUCAGGAAUUGCUCCACCCUGAACCAUUCACCCUCCCAAGUUAUUAAUAUAUACUUAAACUGUUCUUCCAUUUCCAUCUUUGAAGGAAGCUGAGCUCACUGUGUCGGAGAGAAAGCCAUUUGGUUGUCAGUGUUUGUAAAGGGAACCUUAACUUAGGAACAAUUUUAAAAGUUUGAAACAGUUUAUUCACCUGCCGGCAUUAUGUGUACAGGAGCGUGCUCAAAAUUUAUUGCUAUACCCCUCUAUGUCCUGGCUCUGGUGUCAGUCAUCUGCAACGUAAUGCUUUUCUUCCCUGAUUUUGACACAAAAUAUGCAGAGCAAGAUCGGAAAGGGGACCAGCGGAUUACUGAAGAAGUCAAAUAUAUGGGAGGUGUUAUAGGAGGGGGAAUCAUGAUUUUGAUUCCUGCCAUUCACAUCCAUUUGACUAGUACCAAAGGCUGCUGUGCCAACCGCUGUGGGAUGUUCCUGUCCAUUGGGUUUGCAGCAGUUGGUGUGGUAGGGGCUAUUUACAAUUUGAGUGUGGCUUCUCUUGGUCUUGCUAACGGGCCAAUGUGCCAAUGGCAAAAUGACCUCACCUCCGUCCCACAGUGGGGAGUGCCCUUUGGGAACAGUUCUGGGAGCUACCUGAGUGACAAAAGCAUGUGGAGCUGGUGUAUAAUACCUAAAAAUGUGGUUGAAUUCAACACUGGACUGUUUGCCACUCUGCUCGUGGCUGGUUGCCUGGAGCUCAUCCUCUGUGCCAUCCAGAUGGUGAACGGGCUGUUCGGCUGCAUCUGCGGCACCUGCUCUGGGAACAAGGACUGAGUGAAACCGAACCAUGACUUCUUGACGACAAGCUAACAGGGAUCCUCACGCUUUUAGUUUCUCACAGUGGGAUCAGAGGCCAUCCGUAUCGUCUCACACUGAUCAACCCUGCUCCUCAGGUUUCAUUUGAGCCUUUUUAUUAUGAGUUUGUCAAGAGGAUUGACUGGGAAUAUUACUGAUUAUUUUCUUUACAGUUUUACUUCACGUUCUGCAGAUUACAGUAUGGAAGCCUUUAUGUGCAGAAUAUGAUGUAGGAUGUUCUGUUCAUCAAGCUGUAAAGUUGUUCCAAAUAUUUUGUAAUAAACUUUGAAAGUUGA
Molecule: messenger RNA, 1358 nt
Organism: Austrofundulus limnaeus
Lineage: Eukaryota; Metazoa; Chordata; Actinopteri; Cyprinodontiformes; Rivulidae
Gene: tm4sf21b
Product: transmembrane 4 L six family member 21b
Exons: 5
Coding region: 439-1041 (200 amino acids)
Cellular component (GO): membrane
Source: RefSeq, a predicted model, not a curated record